AUGGUUGUUGACUUAAGAAAGCGAACUUGCACAUGCAGAUUUUGGCAAUUGACAGGUAUGCCUUGUAUGCAUGCCAUAUCAUGUAUGCAAGAUAAGAAUGAUAAGAGAGCUGAAGAAUACUGCCAUGAGUGGUUAACCAUGGAAGCAUACCGAAAAACGUAUGCUUUCCAUGUUAACCCAGUCAAGGGCCAAGACUUAUGGGAAAAAACAGGUCGUCCUACACUAGUUUCCCCUCCAAUUAAGCCCAAACCAGGUAGACCCACAAAGAACAGAAGAAAAGACAAAGAUGAAGAAGGAUCUGGUUCCAAGACAAGAAUGAAGAGAAAAUAUAACCCCAUCUGA
This is a messenger RNA of Arachis stenosperma, 342 nucleotides long. RefSeq lists its product as uncharacterized. Gene Ontology annotation, molecular function: zinc ion binding. The record is from RefSeq and is a predicted model, not a curated record. Lineage: Eukaryota; Viridiplantae; Streptophyta; Magnoliopsida; Fabales; Fabaceae. Bases 1 to 342 code for a protein of 113 amino acids. The transcript has 2 exons.